Dreissena polymorpha is the source of this 3914-nucleotide messenger RNA. Its product is annotated as fizzy-related protein homolog. The coding region runs from base 242 to 1708 and encodes 488 amino acids. The transcript is spliced from 12 exons. Gene Ontology annotation, cellular component: anaphase-promoting complex. Lineage: Eukaryota; Metazoa; Mollusca; Bivalvia; Myida; Dreissenidae. The record is from RefSeq and is a predicted model, not a curated record. Gene Ontology annotation, biological process: positive regulation of ubiquitin protein ligase activity; anaphase-promoting complex-dependent catabolic process; positive regulation of anaphase-promoting complex-dependent catabolic process. Gene Ontology annotation, molecular function: anaphase-promoting complex binding; protein binding; ubiquitin ligase activator activity.
UAUCGAUACAAAAAUGCUUAAACUAAUGUAAUUAUGUAAAUUAUUAAAUCUUAAGAUGAUUACUUCACAAAUAUUCGGAAAAUGUAUUGAUAUUUUGAAAAAGUGUUAGUUCCCAUGAACCACUAGUUUCGCCAUUUUGAAAAAACGUCUCUGACUUGAAGAUGUAAUCAGAAAAUGAAGAGGACUUGGCUCAUCGUUCAACUAAUUGCCUAAUCUUAAAAGUUUCACCAGCAUCAUCAUUAUGGAUCCAGAAUAUGAAAAACGCCUACUUAGACAACAAAAUGGUGGUUCACCUUACUCCUCUCCAUAUUCAUCACCAUUGUCGCUUAGUCCGGGAAGCCCACUAUCAUCACCUAGUAAAGACAAAUAUGGUGACAGAUUUAUACCAGCGAGGGCAGGGGCAGCAUGGCAUAUCAACUUUAAUUUAAAUACAGAAAGUCCCAGGCAGUCCCCAGUUGCCAGUAGGAAGGCAAGGGAGGUUGCCAACGACCAGGCAAAAGAUGGGCUGGCCUACAACUGUCUCCUGAAGAAUGAGCUCCUCUCAGCCGGCAUUGAAGAUCUGAAGGACCAACAGCCAGAUGAACGAAGAAUACUUGUACCAAAAGAAAGCAAAAAUUUAUUCAGGUUUCAUGUCCCACGCAGAAGUUCAGACACAGAAUCCUCACCAUAUUCUCUCUCACCAGUUGGUAGCAAAAGUCAGAAACUAUUACGAUCACCUAGAAAGGCUGUCCGAAAAAUAUCGAAGAUACCAUUUAAAGUAUUAGAUGCACCCGAACUUCAAGAUGACUUCUAUUUGAAUCUUGUGGACUGGUCAUCUCAAAAUGUGCUCAGUGUUGGUCUGCAUACAUGUGUGUACUUGUGGAGUGCGUGCACCAGUCAGGUGACACGACUGUGUGAUCUCUCAAACGACGGUGACAAAGUGACCUCAGUAUCUUGGGCAGAGCGGGGCAAUCUCGUAGCUGUGGGUACACAUAAAGGGUAUGUACAGAUCUGGGAUGUGGCAGCAUCGAAAAAAAUCAACACACUUGAGGGGCAUAGUGCAAGAGUUGGUGCUUUGGCAUGGAACGGAGACAUGCUGUCAUCGGGUAGUCGAGAUCGACUUAUCCUUCAGCGAGAUAUACGCACACCAUGCAUCGCCCCAGAGCGACGUUUGACCGGCCAUAGACAGGAAGUGUGUGGACUCAAAUGGUCACCAGACCAUCAGCACCUAGCCUCGGGGGGCAAUGACAAUAAAUUGUUUGUGUGGAACAUGAACAGUGUGUCCCCUGUGCAAACCUAUACAGACCAUCUAGCGGCUGUGAAGGCUAUAGCGUGGUCUCCCCACCAGCAUGGCUUGUUGGCCAGCGGGGGCGGUACUGCAGACAGAUGUAUUCGCUUCUGGAACACGCUUACAGGGCAACCAUUACAGAGUGUGGACACUGGUUCUCAAGUGUGCAAUCUCGCUUGGUCCAAACAUUCUAACGAACUGGUGAGCACCCACGGCUACUCUCAGAACCAGAUCCUGGUGUGGAAGUACCCCUCUCUAGUCCAGAUAGCCAAACUCACAGGCCAUUCAUUCAGAGUGUUGUACCUUGCAAUGUCACCAGACGGUGAAGCCAUAGUAACUGGUGCCGGGGAUGAGACCCUUCGCUUCUGGAAUGUCUUCAGUAAAACACGCUCCACUAAGGAGUCUAAGUCUGUGCUGAAUUUGUUCACUCGUAUCCGGUAAACUGUGUUCCAGUCAACUAGAAAUUUGCCACCAAAAAUCAUGUCAUUUGGAAUUUUACUUGUACUUUAUUUUGAUUGAUACAUGCAUGCAGCAUUUUCACUGUGUAUAUGUUAAUUUAUAAAAGCCUUUGAUAUUUAGUUUGGUAUGAAUGCAGGUGUGGUGUGCCUAAUCAUGAGCAAAUGGUUCAUAAUAAGUUGAAGAUUCUGUGUAUUUUCUCAGCUAAACUUGUGUUAUUGAUAAAGUUCAAGUCAUUACUUUAAAAUCAUGAUUUGUAUUUUAAUCUUUUCUUUGGUAAAUCUACUUUACACUAUUUUAGAACUGUUUUAUUAUCAUAUACACACACCCUUUAUGUAAUAGGUUAUAUUACAAUUUUGUACAUUUUUGGGGUACGGGCAUUUUGUUGUGCUUUAUUGUUUCUAUCUUUUUAUGGGAAUUAUACAUGUUUUAUGUAUUGGGAAUUUCUAAACAAUGUGGAAAAAAAAAGAAAAAGAUACAUGUACAUCUUCAUUUGAGUAAUUAUGGCACAUUAUGAUAUGCUUGUCUUGAUUGAUUCAAGACAGCUAUUCAUUGUUAACAAGUUAAAUAGAUUACCUAAAGUGAGAAUUCAGUUUUUUAAUAAGAAUUUUUGUUGCGGAAUGUAUCUCAUUUAAAAAACUAUAUUUGACCAUAUGUACUCUGUGGACAUCAGAUUCUAUUUAAUACAUAUCCUUUCUUGGUUGGUGCAUUUUAAAUGCUUUUCUCACACUAAAGUUACUGGUUAAACUCUUACAAAUAAUACAAAAACCAGUUGUACAAAAAGAAUUACUACCAUAUGGAUUUUGCAAAGUUGGCUCUAAUAGUAAUAAUUAUCAACGUUAUUAUGCGUUACCGCUUGUAUAUAUAGAUAAAAGUAUUAACAAAUUAUUAAAUGGUUAAAUUUGCAUUGUAAUUGUUUGUCAGAUCAAAGUAUUGGUGAAAUUGGCCAGUAAAAGACACUUUGCUUUGGACAUCAGACAACGGGUUGUGUUCUUCAAUGCACUUUUGUAAGAAAAGCUAUCAUUUACUUUAAGUAAAAAAAAUGAAGAGAAAAAGUAUUUUCGAUUCUUUCAUCCCACGAAGAUAUAAUAAACUAUUAUUGCUUUUUUCAUAUUUAAUAUUGUUAAUUAACAGUUGAGCCUGUAGACUUGUUUAAAAUGGCAAAUAUACAAUACAAAACAAAUGAUGCUCAAUUACAACAUAGUAUCAAUCAAUGUAGGUUGAAAGAUUAUUGUGAAUGUUGAAAAUGUUUUAUUGUGGAUUGCUUGUAGAAAUUGUGCAAUAGUUUGAUGUUUUUCCAGGUGAGAAUAUCAUGCGUGAUUUCUGUUGAUUGUAGCGUAGCAAGAGUCUUUUAUAAUAUAUUGUAAAAACUGUUUUAUUUAUAAUUGUGUUGUUUGAUUCGUGUUCAGUUCUGUGUACGUUCUGCAUUUCAGUUGUUAACAUAUUUAUGUUUAUCAUUUGUUCCAGUUUUAAUUUCGUUUCAUGUACUUGUACCAUCUUUUAAUAACAAUUUGAGCUGCACUCUGGAGAAACAUGGCAUAAUGCAUAUGCAGUCCAAGCAGGCUGAUGUUGGAUGACAUUUUCUGUACAAAAAGGAUUUUCUUCAACAAGAGAUUAAAAAAAGAAAUUCAUGAAAGCGGAAAGUUGCAGUCUCUGCUAAUCUUGAGACUACAUAUAAGCACAUGCUUUAAGCCUGGUUUUCCCAGAGCAAGGUGCAAAUUCAAAUGUGGCCAAUUCUAAGUACAACAUGCACAUUAAUUUCAUAUAUGGUCACUGUUAGCUUGCAAUUUAUUGGAACUAUUUCGAUUUUUUCCUAAUUUUGAUUAUCAGGACGCAUUGUCCUCAGUAUCAUUCUUGCGAUCUGAUCUAGAAUAUCAUAUAGUAAAAUUCAAAUACAUAAGACUAAGAAGCCCUGUUGAAGUCAUUUCACAGACUUAGUGUUUUGCCAUAGUGUCCUGUCCAUAUAUGAUAAACAUGAUAAAACAAAUCAUAAUGUUUAUCAAGCUUAAUGAAUAUCUUCAAUCAGUCUGAUUAUAUUGUAAGGUAUGUAAUUAAAAGGGAAACAUAUUCAGUUAUUAAUUAACCGUGUAAGUAAAUAUGUAUUAAAAAGUUUAUAUUUUGUUUGUUUCAUUUAGAGAGUUUGUUUAUUGUACUGUAUAUUAUUUUAAUUAAAAACAAAAUAAACUGGAAA